Molecule: messenger RNA, 3305 nt
Organism: Scleropages formosus (Asian bonytongue)
Lineage: Eukaryota; Metazoa; Chordata; Actinopteri; Osteoglossiformes; Osteoglossidae
Gene: vkorc1l1
Product: vitamin K epoxide reductase complex, subunit 1-like 1
Exons: 3
Coding region: 242-769 (175 amino acids)
Biological process (GO): vitamin K metabolic process; peptidyl-glutamic acid carboxylation
Molecular function (GO): vitamin-K-epoxide reductase (warfarin-sensitive) activity
Source: RefSeq, a predicted model, not a curated record
CUGAAACAACCUGCUCAACGCAAGCACACUUUCACACCUCUAAGUACCUGGUCGAACAUAUUAAAAAUAAAUGCGGAGAGAGACGAAGUAAGGCGCCCCGCGAGGCACUUACGGGCAGCACAAGACGGAAGUGUCCCGAUCCCCCAAAGCGAUGACGCGUCCCUGCGUCGUCCACGUCGCAGCUUUCGCAGCCUCGCGCAGACAGUAGGCGGCGGCGUGUUGCGAGCGAGGCCGGAGAAAGAUGGCGGCGCCCGUCCUGAGAGUGUCAACCCCGCGAUGGGAGCGAACGGCCCGGGUUCUCGUGUGUCUGCUGGGCAUCCUGCUGUCGCUCUACGCCUUCCACGUGGAGCGCGAGAAGGCGCGCGACCCGAAUUACCGGGCCAUGUGCGACGUGAGCGGCUCCGUCAGCUGCUCCAAAGUGUUCGCCUCCAGAUGGGGUCGAGGAUUUGGGCUGUUGGGUUCCAUCUUUGGUAAAGACAGUGCAAUGAACCAGCCAAACAGUCUCUAUGGACUGUUGUUCUACGGGCUUCAGCUGUUGCUGGGAAUGACCGUGAGCGCCAUGGCUGCCCUAAUCCUAAUGACUACGUCAAUUGCGUCUGUCAUGGGGUCACUAUAUCUGGCCUACAUUCUGUACUUCGUCUUGAAGGACUUCUGCAUCAUCUGCGUCACCACGUACGCGCUGAACUUCAUUCUCUUUGUCCUCAACUACAAGCGACUGGUUUACUUGAAUGAGGCCUGGAAGCAGCAGCUCCAAGCCAAGCAGGACUAAAAACAAAGCAAACAAGCAAAAGAAGAAAAUAAGUAUAAAAAAUGUGACCUCUGAACUUCUGACUCACCACCAGGAGAUCCUGCUUCCAAACAUUUUAUUUUGCAGUCUAAAAAAUGGAAACAACAAAAAAAUCUUAUUUUGAGGACAGAGAUCAUGUGUACAACAUAUGACAGGAAGAAUUUGGGAUAAAAGGAAAUUCUUUUUCUUUUUUGUCUUUUUUUCAUUUGGUUCCCCGGUAUGACUGUUCUAUAAGAGAUGGGAGCAAGCAAAAGUGUGCGACGUUGCCUGUGGAUGGCCCCCAAUGUUGGGAAGAAAAACAAGCAAAAGAAACAGGACUGAAAAUGGGAUGUCAAAGGUGUAUACUUGAAAUGGAUAGGGAAAAAAAUCCUUAAUGUCUCAGCUGUUUCUGACCCCACAGGAAGUGAAUUCUGGGAAUUAAAAUAACUGCAUGAUCUUGAUAUAAUUGUACAGUUCACAGAUACAGUUUCAUAACCAGAAGUACAAAGGAAAUGCACCGUGUAAAUCAAUACUACUUUGAGGGCUGCUGAUCCGAAGUGAUUUUUUUUUCCUUGCAGUUCUGUAAAUAGCUGAGCAAUAUUCCAACGUAGAUUGACCAAUUUAAAAAAAAAAAAAAAGUUUUGAGUUGUCGUUUGGAUAAAUAGUAUUGAAAUGCAUUAGCGUGCCCUCCUGGAAAGGAAAUUGUGUGCCCUCCUGGACAAGAAAGCAGCACAAUUACUCUUUACUGGGGGUAGAUAAGUAUCAGAAACGGUGAAAUUCAAACACCUCGGUUUAGUUCUCCCUCCAUCUCUAGAGAAACCUUUGGCUCACGAUGGUGAAACACCACAGUGGCGCCAUUCUUUAAAAAAACAUGCAUCUAAGUCUAAUUUAUAUGACACAUCCAAAUAAAGGAUUGUGUGCCUAAGAAUUAGUCGGGCAGGGUGUACGUGUUACGUUCCGACUUCUUACCGACAUCAUUGUAGUCGUUUUUACUGCUGAAGUCCAGGCAUGUGAAAUGCUUUUUAACCAGUGUAAUGUUCACAGUGGAGUCCAGUAGGCUUCUUCGCAGUGUUUUAAGAUGAUGUCCUGUGUAAUCCGUAGUCAGUCGAAAGGCUCGUGGGACGUCCGACAGGCCCGAGCUGGAACUGCUUUACCGUAGUGACUUUUAUUUGUGUGCACCAAGUCAAGUCGAACUGUUAGAGUGCUUUCUGUAGCCUAAUUAGCCACCGAAACUGGAGCAGUUGGUAUCAGAAAAAUAAAGAACUUUUCAAAAGUGGACAAUAAUGACAACGUUGCUGCGACCCAGACCCAGAAUUCAGUGCCUAUGCCACUACUCCAGACUACUGCCUACUCGCACAGCAAGCCAAGCUUAUAUGCUCGUCUGUCCGUACAUUCAUAAGCGAUGUGUACGUAUUCAAGAGUUGCAACUGAGCGAUUGAGUUAAAUUUAAUUUUUGCUGAAGGACAUUUCUCUGGUAUCUGCGUUUGCGCUCGUCAUCGGCAGGGCCAGUAAGUGUUUGUGUAUGUUAUUUCACUGGUACUGUCAGAGUAAAUAUUCUAACAAAGAUAACUUGAGCUCUAAUCCGAUUGUUUUAAGAAAGGAUGCUAGUUUUCCAUACGGCAGACCAACCUUAUAAACAAUUUUCCUAUGCUAGUUAUGGAAUGCUAGACUUUUGUUCUAGGUGUAGUUAAAUAAUUGAAUAAACACAAUCUGUCGUUAAAAAUAUUCCAAGCUCGAUGUGUGUACAGUGUACUAAGGCAACACUUUUCGUCUUCUGUCUGUAUUGUUCUGUACGUCUUGUCCUUUCCCUGUGAACCUGUGAAGGAAACAAACUCAGUAUUGAAAACAUUGUGUGCAUACGGUCAGUUACAGUACGUUGUGGUGUAAACGAAUUUGGAAAACGACCAGCCGUUAACAUGUUGUGAAGAAUUUCCACUUUAAAAAAAAAAAAAAAAAGGGAACAAAAAUUACCUUUAUUGCUUGCUGUUGAUGGGAUCUAACAUUCAGUGGCACUUUCAUGCGGUAGGUUGUUAAAAAUGAAAUAUAAUUUCAGCAUAUGUCUGCCAAAAAAGAAAUUGGAGAAUACUGACAUGCCAUGGUCCCUGUGAGUGGUGCACAAACAGGCUGGAAGCCAUUGCAUGAAUCCAUAUGCCAGUUGUCAUUGUUUUAGUUGCAGAUUAACAGUUUCUCAUGAAGGCAGAAGUAGUGGAAUCCUUUUUUUUUAUAUAUUUUAAAGAACAAAACAAAAAAAAAAACAACACUUUUGUGGUGUGUCUUAAUUUUUGGAAGGAUGAAAACCACUAUGGUGUGAUACAGGAAGUAAAAUGUAUUACCAUACUGUUGUCACGUGGUAUUUUGCGGUGCGGUGUCGUGAGAGGCGGUGUGCGUAUUUUAUGUGUUGAAUCGCAUCGUUUUACAAUUGGUUAAAUUUGUUUGGACACCAAAACAUAAUUACCCGGAGAUUCGGGAGAAACCGGGAAAGGUUUGUUUGUCAGAGCUCCGUGGCAUGAAGAUUUCCUGCAAUUGGAAUUCAUAAAAA